AUGGAAUUCUGGAAUUCAUCAAAUUCUAAAUGGACUGAAUUUCCAUACCUACCACACCCCACCCCACCCCGCACUCCCCCACUCCCACACCUACCCCACACCCCACCCCGCACUCCCCCACUCCCACACCAUAACACCCACCCACCUGCACCACCACACCACAGAAAACACCCCACCUCACCCUACCACACCUUCCACCUCAUCCCACAGUCCCCACCCAACACCCCCAGACAACUACAUAACCCACACUCCCACAUCCCACUAUCACACCCUAUACCUCACAACCCAACCCCCACACCCCACAAUAUCUCACCCCACCCCCCAACCCCACACCACCUCACCCCCAUAUCUCCCACCACCACCUCACCCCAUACUCCACACACACACUCCACCGACAUCCCACAACCCCACCCCACUCCACCCUGCACCCCACACACCACCCCUCACCCCAUAUCCCACCCGACCCCACACAGCAUCCCCAAUCCACCCCACACCCCAUACCCUACCUCACCCCACAACUUACCCUACACCCCACCAGGGACUGCAACAGGAGUAGAAGAACCUAAUAAGCUUGGAACAUCUCUUGCGGCGACUUAUAACAGCUUCUGUCUGUCUGUCUGUCUGUGUGAGUGCUGGUAUGGCAUCACAAAUCCUCUCGAAGAAGGCAAUGGAAAACACCCCACCUCACCCUACCACACCUUCCACCUCAUCCCACAUCCCCACCCAACACCCCCAGACAACUACAUAACCCACACUCCCACAUCCCCACUAUCACACCCUAUACCUCACACCCAACCCCCACACCCCACAAUAUCUCACCCCCACCCCACCCCACACCACCUCACCCCAAACCGCCCCCACCCACCAACCUCACCCCAUACUCCCCCACACCACCUCACCCCAUACUCCACCACCACUCCCACCGACAUCCCACAACCCCACCCCACUCCACCCUUCACCCCACACACCACCCCUCACCCCAUAUCCCACCCGACCCCACACACCAUCCCCAAUCCACCCCACACCCCAUACCCUACCUCACCCCACAACUUACCCUACACCCCACCAGGGACUGCAACAUCGACCAUUUCCCCCACCGAAUACUCAGCAGUUGAGAACCGCCUUCCGUCUCCAGAGAAUAUCCGAUCUCUUCUCCCUCGUAAAACCCCCAAGAUCGUUCCUGGGUAUAACAGAUACUUAGCGCUGAUCUCUGUUCUGUAUCAAACGCUGAUCGAGCGUCAAAUCGGCGUUUUUGUGCCACUUGAGGGCGUAGAAGGAAGGAAGGAAGGAAUAAAAGGUGGAGCCUCCGUGUCAGGAGAGGUCGCCCGUCAUCCGAAAUAUUAUAGACGUCGUGAUGAGGACCGUCGGAUUCUGGGAGAAAUGGAAGGUUAA
Macrobrachium nipponense is the source of this 1392-nucleotide messenger RNA. RefSeq lists its product as uncharacterized. The record is from RefSeq and is a predicted model, not a curated record. Lineage: Eukaryota; Metazoa; Arthropoda; Malacostraca; Decapoda; Palaemonidae. The transcript is spliced from 6 exons. Bases 1 to 1392 code for a protein of 463 amino acids.